AAAAAAAAAGAAACAUACACAUCGUACCAAUGGAAAAUAGAACAUUUCGAUCGAAAUUCAUUUUCAUCCCUUCCUUUCUACCCUUAUUUCGACUCUCGCUCUUUCCUGUUCUACCGUACAGGUAUGCAACAGUAGGUACGUAUGUAUACAUUUAAAAAAGAAAAUAUGUAAGUAUCGGUAACAAUGUCAGUUGGUCAGUUAGCUUCGAUAGGGUAGAUGCGCACAAGUAUACAAGAUUGACAACAUGUACCCGAUCAUCCGAUUUAGCAAGCUUCUUAAUGGGGUAUAACAAGCGUAAAUAAUGCGUCAAUGAAUGAUCAUCGUCGAUUCUCGUAACUCCCCAUCAAGAAAAUUUACAUAUUAAUAGAUGUCUUUCAAGAGAAUUCAUGCAAACAGGAAAAGACGUGUCUAAAAGGAGAACAGACACUUACGACACACGGGGGUUAAUUAGGACGGGAAGCAAGGAUUUUGCAUGGCAACCAAGAUCAUCUCUCUCUCAGGGAAAACCGUUAACUGGUACACCGAGGAUGGUUUGUUCGACCCCCCCGUUUUCCCCACCCUUUCGCCGCUUUUCAUCGUGCCCUUUCUUCACGACCCUAUAAAACAAAGCGAACUCGGCUUCAAUGGCACAUUCAACGUCUUUCCGUCUUCGCAGAUUCGUGUUUUCGCGCUUUCGUCCUUUCGUCCUUCCGUUCUCCGGUACUAUUCGUACACUUCCAGUACAGAGUACAAGGGAACGCAAAAAGAAACAGAAAAGGAAAGAAAAGAAUCUACUAAAUACUAUAUUGGAAUCUAUCUAUCGUUUGGAUCCACCAAGUGAAAUGCCUGGCAUCCAUACCGUCUGCAUAGCUAUAUUACUAGCUGUCGUCCUUCUGUACGAUAGAUGUUUUGGAUAUCCCUCGAUCAGGCAACGUCAAAGUUCAGGACACGUUUGCGAGAGUUGCGCCGAUUCUUGCGACAAAUGUGAAUUCGGUGUUGUAAUGUCUGUUGCAUGCGGUGUACCACAAUGCGCAAAGGGUCCCGAUCAACUGUGCGGAGGACUUAGGGACAUUUUAGGCAUCUGCGGCGAAGGAAUGUAUUGCAAUUGCAACAAAUGCAUCGGUUGCAGUUCCGAGGGGUUCGAAUGUUCGAAGAAGGAUCCUUGUUUGCCACAGAAAUAUUUAGAAUAUUCUCAUUUCGAUAGAUUUGGAAGAUUGCCCACUGUCGUGUAAAACCGAAAAGACGGAUAGAUAGAUAGAUAGAUAAAUAGAUGUAUGUAUGUAUGUAUAUUUAUCGUAAACCAGGCGACGAAUAUACCUGACCACCGAAGCAAAAGAUUGGGACAUUCUUCGAGUAUGAAAAUAUACGGGGGACCGGAUGAGAAUCGAAGGUUUCGCCUCAAUUUCUAUUUGACUAACACGCGUAAAUCGGUCGUCGCACGCCGAUCGAGCGAUUUUUUUUCAGCAAUUUUUCUUCCCCAACAAAUUAAUCCGCCAAAUAGCUUAAAACGGACUUACUGUUAUUCCUAUUUUCUGCUGUCUACCGUGUGCAAUUAACGAGACUAGGAAAAGCGAAAGAAAGCGAAGAGGGAAGACGUCGAUGGGCGCGAAUAAAAGCGGCACGAAAUGGACACGAUUAAACGUUUUCGAAUGCUUUCUCUCAAUUAUCGAAUUUUUUCUUAACAACCGAUGCGUUCGAUUACGCGUUAUUCGAUCUCUUCCGAUCGAAAUUUUUCUUGAACCGAGCAAGAAUACGAGAGAAACGAUUCGCGUUACUUGCUGUUUCUACAAUUUGCGAGGAGAAAGGAAAUAGAAAUCAAGAAAUAACGAGAAUGCGUUCGUUUCUAUCGUAUACACGUCUGAUCGUUGGUAAAGCGAAUUUGGCGGCGCGCCGCGGCGCGUCGUUAACGCAUGCCCGAUCACAAUAUAGACGUUCUAGAAAAUAAUGUAAUUAUUUCCCUUAUUUUGUAAAUAAAUACCGAAUCCUAAAAAUUCCGUCUACUUACUAAACCUUUCAUUUUAUUUACAAUCUACCAACAUUUCUUACUAUCUCCAUUCUUCUUACCGUCUCGUCGCGUUGCCUCGCGUCUGAUAACACCGAACCAGACGAAAGUUUCGAAAGCUCUACAUAUGUAUGCAUAUCGUAUAAUGUAUCCAAAAUUUCUUAAUAGAAAAAAGCAGACGCGUUUGCACGAUUUUUGAACGCGUCUCACUAAUU
This is a messenger RNA of Osmia bicornis bicornis, 2196 nucleotides long. RefSeq lists its product as uncharacterized. The coding region runs from base 624 to 1211 and encodes 195 amino acids. The transcript is spliced from 4 exons. The record is from RefSeq and is a predicted model, not a curated record. NCBI's taxonomy places the organism in Eukaryota, Metazoa, Arthropoda, Insecta, Hymenoptera, Megachilidae.